GGCUCAGGCUUGCAGGACUUCUCCAGACUUCUCCACCGACAGUCAACUAUUAACAUCAUCUUUCCUUUGGAUAUAUUCUCAGACCAUCUCGACAUUUAUAACCAUCGUAAUCGAACGGCCAGUCUCAUUUGAUUAUGCAGUCACUUUGUAGAGACUGGGAGAACCUAUCGAACAAGGCAGCAUCGAACCAUUCCAAGGUCACAGAGGAUAUCGAUAGGGUCAUCUCCGAUCUAGAGUCCCUCAGGGACCUCAUACAACGAGGCUCGCAGAUCGAAGGAUUUCAGAUCAAGCAGAACAAUGGCCUUCAACCAAUCAUGAAUCGCUCAAAGGCAGCAACGAAGGCGGCCUUACAAUCUCACAAAGAGCUAUAUUCACUCACGUCAAAAUGGCAAAAGAUGAUCGAGAAAAAGUUCAACCAAACCGUCCUUCCAUUACUUGGCACCAACCUCGUCCCAGGCCCUCAAACCGAAACACCCAAAUCUAAGCAACCCUUCCUAUCCCGAAGUGCUCAGCAAGCCCUUAAUCAGGUGAUCAUCGAUCACUUACUUCGCCAGGGUAGAUUUGAAACGGCCCAGACCUUUGCUCAGGAGGCUCAGGUUACCUCAUCUGCUCACGUCCUCGAAGCUUGUCAGGAACUCUUUCGGAUCAAUGACUGCUUAAAAGCUGGCGAUUUAGCACCUGCCCUCGAAUGGACCGAAAGGAAUCGGGAUUGGCUCGAUGCUCGGGAGAGUCCACUGGAGUUCGAUCUGCAUCGGUCUCAAUUCAUUCGAUUGUUAACUCAACCUGCCUUUGAUCAUCGCCCAAUUCACUCCGAACCAGGUAAGAACGCGAAGGACAAAAUGGAGGUUGAAGUCGAGUUAGGGUCUAGGGUAGAAGAAGAUCAAAAGAUGGAAUUGAGCUCCGGUGAUUUACAUCGCGACACUAAAAUCGAAGUUCCAAUCAUCAUGGAGCCGCAUUCUAAUCAACCUGAACUGGAGGAGGACCGACAUCAGGAAGAAUACACGAAAUCUCGGCAGUUAGCGCUAGAAUAUGCCCAGCAACAUUUCCCGAAAUUCUUUCCUAAAAGAUGGGACGAAGCCGUCAGGCUCACAGCUUCGAGUCUUUACACUCCAUUCUCCAGAUUGAAACGAUCACCCUAUUCUGAGUUUUAUCGAUUGACGGACGAUGCCGAUGCUGGCGACGAGUCUGAUUGCUCACAACUUUGGCUCCAUGCGGAUCAUCUCGUGCCUCUAUUUACCAAAGAAUAUUAUGCGAGACUAAGUUGGAGUAAGGAGUUGCCUUUGACGGUGGCUACUGAACUUGGCUCUGGUGGUGCGUUGGCCAAAAUCGCUAAAGUUAGAUCAGUCAUGAAAGAGAAAAGGACUGAAUGGAGUCAGGCAGAUGAAUUACCAGUAGAAAUUCCAUUACCAUUAGAAUUUAGAUUUCAUUCAGUCUUCGCGUGUCCGGUUUCCAAGGAACAAUCCACAGAGGCCAACCCCCCAAUGAUGAUGCCUUGCGGACACGUGAUCGCUAAAGAAUCUAUGCAAAAGUUGGCUAAAGGUGGAGGAACGGUCAAAUGUCCUUAUUGCCCCAGCAGUUCGUCCAUGAGCUCUGCCGUUCAAGUUUAUUUUUAAUCAAAAUCACCCUGAAUUCUCAAGGCAUCGCUCUACCUCGCAUCCAAUUAACAUAUUAUACGUAUCAAUCUGCGUUCUUUUUGGAGGCGCAAACCUCUAGUCAGUCAGUUCACGAUUUGUAGUUUCUUUGUUUCCGUCGUUUCCUCUUAGAAAGACGCAGAACGUUCUAUCUACAUGCACGUUGUAAAACAAUUGUAAAACAAUUCAAGUCUUCAACCUAGCCGGCGAAAAUGAUGUCUGGUUGGGACUGCAUGGCAGA
This is a messenger RNA of Puccinia graminis f. sp. tritici CRL 75-36-700-3, 1872 nucleotides long. RefSeq lists its product as uncharacterized. Gene Ontology annotation, biological process: proteasome-mediated ubiquitin-dependent protein catabolic process. Lineage: Eukaryota; Fungi; Basidiomycota; Pucciniomycetes; Pucciniales; Pucciniaceae. The coding region runs from base 135 to 1613 and encodes 492 amino acids. The record is from RefSeq and is a predicted model, not a curated record. Gene Ontology annotation, molecular function: ubiquitin protein ligase activity; protein binding. The transcript has 4 exons. Gene Ontology annotation, cellular component: GID complex; cytoplasm; nucleus.